AUGGGUCCUCUCACAAUUCGUAAGGAAACAAUGUGGUCAGACUUGCCUGAACAUUUGAUGGAGAGAAUACUGGAAUGCCUUCCAGUGGACUGCUUCUUCCGUUUCAGGGCUGUUUGCAAGACCUGGAAUACUCUCUUCUCAUCCCAACAUUUCAAUUCAAUAGCUAGAAAUAGCCACCCAUUUCUCAUUCUUUGCCCCUCCGACACCCAAUUGCCCUCGCUAAUCUAUUCCUUCAUUACCAACACUUGGCUAACAAUUUCUUUAUCUUUCAUACCUCAUGAUUACCCCAUCAACUUCAGGGGAUCUGCUUCUGGGCUGCUCUUGGCAGAUAUUAACGCCAAUUUCUUAUUUGGCUAUAAUUCUCCAACGCUCUGUGUUUGCAAUCCCCUUACCCAAACGUACUCGAUGCUACCAGAAAUGGUCUCUGUGAGUAGAAUUACGGCUAAGACUAUUUUACCAGCGGGGAAUAAGAUGGAAGAAUAUACAGUCAUGGUGGUGGGCAUGAGCAGCACUGGUACAGUUCUAAUAGAAGCAUAUAAUUCGACUAGCAAGGCAUGGAAAGUUGCAGGUACCUUUCCUGAUGUGGUUUUAAGGAGUGAAAAUAUGUUAUUUUUCAAGGGCUAUUUGUUGGGCAUGAUUGCCAGCGGGGGCAUAAUGGCCUACAAUAUUGAACAGGGGAUCAUUUCUAUCAUGGCUAUGCCCACAGCAGAGGCCAACAAUUCACGGGCUCGGCUUGUUUGUUGUAAGCGUGGCGUGUUUGUGGUUCGGGCAAUCGAAGAAAAUCACUGUUUGAAAGGUGUAAUUGUGUGGUAG
Cryptomeria japonica (Japanese cedar) is the source of this 813-nucleotide messenger RNA. Its product is annotated as F-box/kelch-repeat protein At5g15710-like. The record is from RefSeq and is a predicted model, not a curated record. NCBI's taxonomy places the organism in Eukaryota, Viridiplantae, Streptophyta, Pinopsida, Cupressales, Cupressaceae. The transcript has a single exon. Bases 1 to 813 code for a protein of 270 amino acids. Gene Ontology annotation, molecular function: protein binding.